Molecule: messenger RNA, 816 nt
Organism: Ornithorhynchus anatinus (platypus)
Lineage: Eukaryota; Metazoa; Chordata; Mammalia; Monotremata; Ornithorhynchidae
Product: E3 ubiquitin-protein ligase TRIM11-like
Exons: 2
Coding region: 1-816 (271 amino acids)
Molecular function (GO): protein binding
Source: RefSeq, a predicted model, not a curated record
AUGGCCCGAAGUUUCCAGGAAGAAGUGAUCUGCCCCAUCUGCCUGGACUACUUUUUCAGUCCCGUUUCUGUACCAUGUGGACACAUCUUCUGCCAUCCCUGUAUCGCCAAGUGGGCAAGGACCAGCCUAGAGGAGGUGUUUCCCUGCCCGGAAUGCAGAAGUAACUCCCAGAUGAUAAGCCUCCGGGCCAACAGGAGGUUGGAGAAGCUGUCAGAGAUCAUUAGGCAGUACAGUCCCCACCUGGAGAGGAGCCUGAGAAUGAUGGAUGGCCUCCAGAGGUUCAGGGUGGACAUGACCCUAGACGUGGACACGGCGAAUCCCUACCUGAUCCUGUCCGAGGACCGGAGGAGCGUGAGGUGCGGGACCGUACCCUGGAACGUCCCCAACAACCCGGAGAGGUUUUACGAUACCCCCUGUGUCCUGGGGGUCCCGAGCCUCACGUCCGGGGUCCACUACUGGGAGGUGGAGGUGGCCGGGAGGACCCAGUGGGACCUGGGGGUCUGCAGGGACUCUGUGAAUCGGAAGGGCAAGAUCGAACUGUCCCCCGCAGCCGGGUACUGGGUGUUGAGCCUGAGGGACGGGACCCAGUACUGGGCCUGUGGUGCCCACAGGAUCAACCUCCACAUGGUCCGGCCCCCGCUGCGGGUAGGGGUCUUCGUGGACGUGGAAGCCGGAGAUGUCACCUUCUACAACCUCACCGACGGGACCUACGUCUACACGUUUGCCAACGGCUCCUUCCGGGGGCCUCUGCGCCCUUUCUUCUGUUCCGGGAUAGAGAGGGAGAGCGAGGCAACCCUGAACAUCUGUCCGGUGUAG